Molecule: messenger RNA, 1155 nt
Organism: Boeremia exigua
Lineage: Eukaryota; Fungi; Ascomycota; Dothideomycetes; Pleosporales; Didymellaceae
Product: Inosine/uridine-preferring nucleoside hydrolase domain-containing protein
Exons: 4
Coding region: 1-1155 (384 amino acids)
Biological process (GO): purine nucleoside catabolic process
Cellular component (GO): cytosol
Molecular function (GO): purine nucleosidase activity
Source: RefSeq, a predicted model, not a curated record
AUGGCGUCGAGAAUCCCGCUCUGGCUCGACUGUGACACCGGACACGAUGAUGCCUACGCGCUGCUGCUCUGCGCCCACGACCCGCGCGUCGAGCUCCUGGGCACCAGCACCGUGCACGGCAACGCAGCCCUCGACCAGACGACCUUCAACACGCGCGCCAUCCUCGAGGCCCUGGGGCGCCGCGACGUGAAAGUGUACACGGGCGCCGCGAAGCCGAUUGUGCGCGACGCCGUGCACGCGGCCGAUAUCCACGGCGAGAGCGGACUCGACGGCGUCACGCUGCUGCCGCAGCCCGUCGAGCCCGCGGCCACCGACGUGCCGUACCUCGAGGCCAUGUACCGCGCGCUCAUCGCGACCCCGCCCAACACGGCCUGGCUCGUGUCCACCGGCACGCUGACCAACAUCGGGCUGCUGUUCCAGCAGUACCCGGACCUCGCGGGGCACCUCAAGGGGCUGAGCAUCAUGGGCGGCGCCGUGGGGCACCAGUUCACCGACGCGCCCAUGGGCAAGGUGCAGGGCGAGGGCGAGCGCUUCGGCAACUGGACCGCGUACGCCGAGUUCAACAUCUACUGCGACCCCGAAGCCUCGGCCUUCAUCUUCGCGCACCCGGUCCUGCGCCCCAAGACGACCCUCGUCCCGCUCGAUCUCAGCCACCUCGUCCUCGGCACGCAAUCCGUGCGCCGCUCGCUGCUGUACGGCCGCGCCGCCGCCACACACACAGACACACCCACAGACACCCCGCGCACCCCGUCCACCCUCCGCGCCCUCUUCGCGCAAAUCAUGUCCUUCUUCGCCGGCACCUACGCCACGGUAUUCUCCCUCACCGCCGGCCCGCCCCUCCACGACCCUCUCGCCGUCGCCGCCGCCAUCUACCCGGAAUUGUUCGAUGACCGCGGCGGCGAGCGCUUCCGCGUCGACGUCGUCACCGCAGGCGUGCACUCGCUCGUGCAGUCCGAGGUGGGCGAGCUGGGCAGGACUAAAGUCACGCCGCUGCCGCCGGGCGAGGGCGGGUGCCGGAUCCCAAGGGCUGUGGACUUGGAGCGGUUUUGGGGGUUGGUGGAGGAUGGGUUGGCGAGGGCGGAUGCGGUGAGUCCGUUGCCGGUGGUUGAUCGGGGGGUGUUGGAGCGCGAUGGCGUGUUUGUGGGGAUUGACUAG